This is a messenger RNA of Hyaena hyaena (striped hyena), 543 nucleotides long. Its product is annotated as circumsporozoite protein-like. NCBI's taxonomy places the organism in Eukaryota, Metazoa, Chordata, Mammalia, Carnivora, Hyaenidae. The record is from RefSeq and is a predicted model, not a curated record. The coding region runs from base 1 to 528 and encodes 175 amino acids. The transcript has 3 exons.
AUGUAUUGCAUGGGGGCCACGCGCCAGAGGGGCCCCUCCGCCGGCGGCGGCUCCAGCCGGGAGGUGGAGGCGCGCACGAAGCCGAGCGUGCGGCCGCGGCGCUCGGCCGGCGGGACCGGCGGCGCGGGGCUCGGGGCGCGGGGAGGGGCCGGCGCCCGCCCCGCCCCUCUCCUCGGGGAUGCCGGGAUGUUUACACUCCUGACAGCGGCGGCCGCGGGAGGAGGAGCGGGAGUCGCGGGAGGAUGGGCCGCCGCUAGGCUCGCACUCGGGACGCGCCUCGCCGUGUGCAGGGUGGGGGCCCGCGCCUGCAGCGUCCGCGGGGGCGGCGCGGCGGGAGGUGGCGAUCGGCUCCCGGCCUCGCAGCCACAGCCCCCGGCCCAGCGGGCCUUUCCGCGGCGCCGCCCGGCCGAGCAGCCCGCCUGCCCCGGGUCCCUCGCGGGCGGGAGAACGGAAAACUCCCAACUUCCUGAUCAGUCAGGAGCGAGCGUCAGAAUGACUCAAGAUUACCAUAAAGGCAACUUCAGGUAGAUUUGUUAAAAAAUG